Molecule: messenger RNA, 1216 nt
Organism: Prunus persica (peach)
Lineage: Eukaryota; Viridiplantae; Streptophyta; Magnoliopsida; Rosales; Rosaceae
Product: putative germin-like protein 2-1
Exons: 2
Coding region: 422-1078 (218 amino acids)
Cellular component (GO): cell wall
Molecular function (GO): manganese ion binding
Source: RefSeq, a predicted model, not a curated record
UCAAAGUGCGCAUGGAAAAAGAGCUAUAACUCUGUCCCUUAUAUAUAAAGACACCUUGGUCAAUGGUAGGCCAAAGAUAUACAAGGAGCCGACCACAUCAGCUCUCAAAAUUACACAAGAGAACGCUUGUCUGCAUGAGAGCAAGCCAUUAUAUCCCUUUGCUACUACUGUAGCACGCCGCUAGGCAACAAGCACUAAUAAAAAAAAGAAAAAAAAAAACAGAAGAAGGGGCAGACUUUAUAUAUUUCAGCGCUUGAACUGCAGAGAUAUAUGUACACACAUAUAUAUAUGGUUGUAGUUGUUUUAGACCCUUGCAGUUCCUCACUUUCUUCUUGUACUUUUGCACAAUUUUUUCCCACAACUUAAAUUUGACCCACAAAUUAGACACAACUUCUAAAGCAGCAUAUACUUAAAAUACCAAAUGGCCUUUUAUAUUUUCUUCUUUGGGUUAGUCUUAUCUUUUUCUUUGUCAGUUGUCAAUGUCAUUGCAUCUGAUCAUAGUCCGCUUCAAGAUUUCUGCGUUGCAGACACGAGAAGUCGAGUGCUGGUUAAUGGCCUAGCUUGCAAGGACCCCAAGACAGUUGAAGCUGCUGAUUUUUCAUUUGGUGGGCUUCAUUUAGAAGGCAACACAUCAAACCCAAUUGGGUCAAGUGUAACACCAGUAACUGUGUUUCAGCUACCAGGACUCAACACUCUCGGCAUUUCUCUUGUCCGUAUCGACUAUGCACCAUCAGGUGUCAAUCCUCCGCACACUCAUCCUCGCGCCUCCGAAAUUAUCACAGUCCUGGAAGGCAGCCUUGAAGUUGGGUUUGUGACAUCGAGCCCCGAAAAUCGUCACAUCACCAAGGUGUUGCAGAAGGGUGAUGUGUUUGUUUUCCCCAUUGGACUUGUGCACUAUCAGAGAAAUGUAGGAUCCGGUCAUGCUGUUGCUAUUGUAGCUCUCAGCAGCCAAAAUCCAGGUGUGGUGAUAAUUGCUAGUGCUGUGUUUGGGUCCAAGCCUUGCAUUGCCAAUGACAUUCUUGUGAAGGCAUUUCAUGUUGAUAAAGGUGUUAUCAAUUACCUCCAUUCUAUAUUCUGAAUAAGUGAACCAACCUCAUUUGAAUAUAAGGGGUGGAUUUUUACCCUGCUAUUCAAUUAUUUUGUACUAUGGUCAUGAAGAGGAAACUAUAUAGACAGUGAUUAAAGAACUCUAUCCCAAAGUUAUAUAUUGAUUGUA